AUGUCGCCCGGCUCCCGAGGCAGCAGCGCCGUGUGUGACCGCGCCGGGCGCCUCUACCUCUAUCACUACAGCGAGGAGCAGCCCCACGUCCCGCUCACCGAGAUCCAGAGGAUCGACACGGCUGCCGUCCUGGACAUCAAGUGGUGCCACGUUCCUGUUGCAGAACAUCCCAUGGUUGGCAUUGCAAACUCGCUGGGUGCUGUGGAGUUUUGCCACCUGACUGGGAGCGAGAAGAAGAGCUGCAUGUUGGAGCCCUGCUUCAGGGUGGAUCUCGGAGCGCAGCGCCUGGCCUUGUCUCUGGACUGGUCCACAGGACGAGAGCAAUGUGGUUGUCCUUUGAGAGUGAUCAGCAGUGAUUCAGAGGGGAAGCUGAAUCUUUUCUCCAUAGAUGAAUCUGCUCCAUCUGUGCAUGUCCUGAACCAGUGGGAAGCUCACAAAUUUGAGGCCUGGAUUGCUGCUUUUAAUUACUGGGACACUAAUAUUGUGUAUUCAGGAGGAGAUGACAGCCUGCUGAAGGGCUGGGACACCAGGUGCAAUCCUGAGGCUCCUGUGUUCACCAGCAGGAGACACUCGAUGGGUGUGUGCAGCAUCCAGUGCAGUCCCCACCGGGAGAAUCUUCUGGCUACUGGCAGCUACGACGAGCACGUGCUGCUGUGGGACACCAGGAACAUGAGGCAGCCCCUGGCAGACACACCCGUGGAAGGAGGGGUCUGGAGGCUGAAGUGGCACCCGAGCUGCGAGUUCGUGCUGCUGGCAGCCUGCAUGCAGAGCGGCUUCAAAAUCCUCGACUGCAGCAGGGCGGAGAACACGGAGGAAUGUAUCAUCCUGUCCUCCUAUGUCCUGCACAAUUCCUUGGCCUACGGGGCUGACUGGUCAAGGCUGUGUCCAAGGGAUUCCUGGAGUGCAACCCAGGACUCUGCUGUUGCCUGCCAGUCUUCAGAGGAGCCUGUGGGGAGAUCAGAGGAAAGAGAUGAGAGCCUGAAUUUGCAGGUCCAAAACCUGAAGAUAAUCUACGAGUCUCCUACAGCCACUUUUGAUGUCAUCCUGGAUGAGGAGAGCGAAGGCCCUGCCCCGCCGCUGGGAGCAGAGCAGGGCCCUGAGCUGCCUGGGGAUCCUGCCCUGCUUAGGGGCUCGGGUCUCAAGGGGGGUUUAGCUUUGGCUGGGGGGUCUGCCCAGGGGGCACAUCCUGAGUCAGGCAGCAGUGCUGGCCUGGGAGCUAGGAGAGCCAGUGGAAGGGGCCUGGAUGGACGCAGCGAUUCAGCCAGGUCUCUAGAUGGCCCAAAGGAAGUGAGCAUUGUAGCCACUUGUUCUUUCUAUGACAAUAUCCUUCAUGUCUGGAAGUGGGAGAUGAGCCUGGUGACCCCUUUGGAGACGCCAGGUGCAACAUUUCCAGCUGAAAGGACAGCUGAAGGUUUGCAUUGA
This is a messenger RNA of Chaetura pelagica (chimney swift), 1422 nucleotides long. It is a transcript of the gene DPH7, whose product is annotated as diphthamide biosynthesis 7. The transcript is spliced from 9 exons. Lineage: Eukaryota; Metazoa; Chordata; Aves; Apodiformes; Apodidae. Gene Ontology annotation, molecular function: protein binding. The record is from RefSeq and is a predicted model, not a curated record. The coding region runs from base 1 to 1422 and encodes 473 amino acids.